This is a messenger RNA of Pristis pectinata (smalltooth sawfish), 1728 nucleotides long. RefSeq names its product serine/threonine kinase 33 (gene stk33). The transcript is spliced from 16 exons. Lineage: Eukaryota; Metazoa; Chordata; Chondrichthyes; Rhinopristiformes; Pristidae. The record is from RefSeq and is a predicted model, not a curated record. Gene Ontology annotation, cellular component: nucleus; cytoplasm. Gene Ontology annotation, molecular function: protein serine/threonine kinase activity; ATP binding. Bases 214 to 1728 code for a protein of 504 amino acids. Gene Ontology annotation, biological process: protein phosphorylation; mitotic DNA damage checkpoint signaling.
GGCUCCGUGGUGAAAGUUUCUCCCGCAAGUGUCCCGGGGACGGCGAGGGAGCCGAGUGGUGCCGGCGGCGGUUCGAAGGCACAACAUCACCGUGCCACAUGGUGACACGUAAAUUGCAAUGAUAUGGAUGGGGCUUUAAACAUUGGACACACUUAUUGAUUGUACAAGAACAACAGACUUUGGAAAUUCGAGGUCACUCACAACUUGAAUAAAAUGCCUUCUCAACGUGCCACCGUCAGCAAUGCUGAAUGCAAGGUUGUGCCUCAUACCAGGGUUGACGAUGAAUUUGCUAUUCGGCAAAUAUACAGCUUUGGUCAAAGAUUAGGACAAGGCAGCUAUGGCGUGGUGAUUGAAGCUACACAUAAUAGAAGUGGCAAAAAAUGGGCAAUCAAGAAGGUGAACCGAGAAAAGGCUGGGAGUUCAGCAGUGAAACUACUGGAACGAGAAGUCAGCAUCUUAAAGCAAGUGGACCAUGAACAUAUAAUUCAUUUGGAAGAGGUGUUUGAAACGCCCAAACGAAUGUACCUGGUGACAGAGGUCUGUGAGGGUGGAGAACUAAGUGCAAUUCUUCAUAGAAAAAAACGCUUAAAUGAAAAUGAGACAAGGCAUGUGAUCCGUAGCCUUGCAAGUGCAAUUGCUUAUUUACAUAAAAAUGAUAUUGUCCAUCGGGAUCUAAAACUAGAAAACAUCUUGGUUAAAAAUAUUGAAAACAGCAGUGAACUUGAUAUGAAGUUAAACAUCAAGGUGACUGACUUUGGACUUUCUGUGCAAAAAGGGGGUGUUGGUAGUGACAAAAUGUUGCAGGCAACCUGUGGAACACCUAUGUAUAUGGCUCCAGAAGUUCUCAGUGCCCAUCAGUACACCCAACAAUGUGACACAUGGAGCAUAGGAGUCAUUAUGUAUACAUUGCUUUCCGGAUUCCCUCCAUUUGUGGCAAGCUCAGAAGAGAAGCUUGCUGAAUUGAUAAACAGAGGGGAGCUUCGCUUGGACAGUUCAGUUUUACAGGAAAUUAGUGAUGGUGCAAAGGAUGUGCUCUCACGUCUUCUAAAAGUGGAUCCUGCUCACAGAAUCACAGCCAAUGAGCUUCUUGAUAAUCCAUGGGUCACGGGUGAUACUACAGCCACACAAAGGCCACCCAAUGGUGCUAGAAAUGAUGAAACAGUGGGAAAGAUGACCUGGAUGGGAGAUGAACAAGGAGGAUCAAACUCGAAUAGUUCUGUACCAAGUAGUGUCUGCCAAAAUAGUCGGACUAGCCAAGAAGAUGGAGAGAGUCCUACUAGCAGCAAUGAUAUCUCUGAUAGUUCCAGAGAAAUUGAUGCUGGCAACAAUCAGUCCUACACUCCAGCUAAGCAGAGCUUUAAGAAGAAUAUCAUUGCUGCCUUUCCUGGCGAUGGACCACUUACUUUGAAGAAAACUAACAAGUUCAGCAAUAAUCCUCCUGGGAGCAGCAAGGGUUCUCCAAAACUAAGCAUGAAACGAUCACCAUUGCAAGAUAAACGAGCAUGGUCACCCACACAUCUGAUCCCAUCAGUCAGAUCUGGUUCUAUCUCUGUCUGCAGUUUGGAUGACCUCCCAAGUACUGCAAAAUGUGAGAUGCGGCAAAGAUCAGCAGCAGCACCCAACAAUCCUGAGGCGAGGAAGGUUUAUGGUAUUGCACAGAUAUUGGAUUUAGGAGCCACUGUCCUAGAAUUUGGAAGCUCAGCUGGAUGGAUCUGGCGAUGCAGCUAG